AUGUCGCGCGAGACGAACUGUCCGCUGUUUUCCGAGCGCCAGCGCUUCACGCCCACGGCCGAUAAGCUCGUGCUCGUGAUGGUCGGUCUGCCGGCCCGUGGCAAGUCAUUUAUUGCCAAGAAGCUCUGGAAGUUCUUUUGCUGGAAGGGCCUCAAGUGCCGCGUGUUCAAUGUCGGGCAGCUCCGCCGGGCGACCAGUGACGGGGAGCGUCAGGACCAUUCGUUCUUUGACAUGACAAACACACGGGCGACACAAGAGCGCGAGCGAUUGGCGAGAGAGUCGCUCGUGCAGGUGCAGCAGUGGCUCGCUGGAGAAGAAGGAGGAGAAGAAGAAGACGAACAAGGAGGAGGAGAAGGCGGGCGGGGUGGGGACGUGGCGGUGUUUGAUGCAACAAACACGACCAAAGCGAGGCGACGUGUGCUGCGCGAGACGUUCCGCGCGUUUGCCGAGCGGCACGAGACGAGUGUCCACGUUGUGUUUGUCGAGAGCAUUUGCACGAGCGAAGCUGUGAUUCGGGCGAACAUCAAGCAGAAAGUCACGAGCAGUCCCGACUACUGCUGCAUGCCGGAAGACGAGGCCGUAGCGGAUUUGAAACAGCGGCUGAAGAACUAUGAAGCAGCGUACGAAGCGCUCGAGGACGAGGAAGAGUGCAGCUAUAUCAAGUUGUUCGACAUGCAGUCGAAAGUGCAUGCCAAAGGUAUUUAUGGUCACGUGGCCAAGUCGAUUUUGCCGUACAUGAUGAGCUUCCACUUGGAACACCGCCCGAUCUGGCUCGUGCGUGCGGGGCAUUGCAUUGAAGUGCGGAAAGACUUUCGUGCGAUCAUCAAAGACCCGUGCGUCGCGCCUCGAUCGGCGCACUUGAGUCCACUGGGCCUCGACUUUGCCUACCGUCUCGGCGUGUUCGUCAAGCAGCGGACCGCAGUGUGGAUUGCAAACGAAGACUUUACGCCAAAAGAUGCCCCGACCGAGUGUCUCGUCAUGACGUCAACGCUGCCACGAGCUGUGCAGACGGCCAACUAUCUGUCGAGCGGCCAGCGAAUGCAAAUGGCCACGUUGAAUCCGCUCGACAAGGGCGAAUGCUACGGCAUGACCAUGACCCAGAUGAAGGAGCUCAUGCCCGAGGCAUAUGCUUCGUACGAGAAGGAUCCGUGGCGCACGCGCUUUCCCGGCGGCGAGUCGUACCGGGAUCUCAUGCUGCGUCUCGAGCCCGUGCUCAUUGACAUUGAGCAGCACACGGGCCCUGUGCUCGUGGUCUCGCACAUUUCGACGUUGCAAGUGCUGUACUCGUACUUUUUGGGCGCACCGAUUGAGAGCUGUCCGGACCUGGAGAUCCCCUUCCACUCGGUGCUCGAGCUCGUGCCGAACCAAGACGGCUGGACGAAAACGGUAUUUAACAUGCGUGCCUGA
Molecule: messenger RNA, 1407 nt
Organism: Hyaloperonospora brassicae
Lineage: Eukaryota; Oomycota; Peronosporomycetes; Peronosporales; Peronosporaceae
Source: the annotation of a GenBank genome assembly